Molecule: messenger RNA, 1806 nt
Organism: Heterostelium album PN500
Lineage: Eukaryota; Evosea; Eumycetozoa; Acytosteliales; Acytosteliaceae
Gene: fut8
Product: putative N-acetyl-beta-D-glucosaminide alpha-1,6-fucosyltransferase
Exons: 4
Coding region: 1-1806 (601 amino acids)
Biological process (GO): protein N-linked glycosylation
Molecular function (GO): alpha-(1->6)-fucosyltransferase activity
Source: RefSeq, a predicted model, not a curated record
AUGAAUCACUAUUUAUCUUUGCAAAGAUACAUUACAUUAAAUGAAAUACAGAAUUUAUUGUAUUUGAUAUUCAGUUGUUUGUUGUCGUUCUAUUAUAAAUUUGCUACUACUGUUACCACUACUUCUUUAUUUGGUCAUACCAAUGAUAGUAAAAAUUACAUUAAUAAUAAUAACAAAGUUAAUAAUAAAAUUAAUAAAUUAGAAUCACUUUCAGAUAGAUAUAAAUCGAUAUAUAUAUCUUAUAGUGUAUCUGGGUCUUUGCAACUGCAUUUCAAUAGAUUCCAUGGAAUCGGCAAUUACAAUAACCAGCACACCACUAGCUUCGAUACUCUAAGCGAACUAUUCACACAAUUCGAACAACACCUCGUCAUAAGGAAUGGCAAUAGCAAAGAAAAUAUCAAUUUAGAAGUGAAUAGACUUUAUUUAGAUAUAUCGAAUUAUUGUUUGAACUCGAAAUCCGGUAAAUCGCCAACUCAACCACUAGUGCCGAUUGGUGUGAUAUUAGAAUCGUUGUUCUUCUUUGAAGAUGUUGUUGUGGAUGAUAUUACUGUUGUCGGUAGUAGUAGUCUGUGUGUAGCUAACCACAUCACUUGGUUAAGGUCAGAACUGAACAGGAAAAUCGAUACAUUCCUCAUUGAGAAUAGAUCUUGGAAUCUGUUGGACUAUGAAUAUUAUCCGGUUGAUAAUCGCGGUGAGAUCUUGUUGAAGCUGAAAAAGAUAAAACAAAACAGUGGCAGACAUCUGUUGUAUAAAGAGUUGGAGUCGAUACAAUUUCAAUCGAGAACAUUUCGUCGAUUGAGUAGUAGAAUGCAUCAAUUGAGAACAACAACAACAACAUCCGAUCAUCAAGUAUGCACUGCUGAUAACCAACAUCUUAAAGUAUUGAUUUACGAGAUCGGUCCGCGAGGAAUGUUCUCAAUGUUACACUUUGUUGCCUACUCUCUCUCGCUCUCCUACCAAUUCAAAAGAAUGUUCAUUGUCAAUACAACAUCCUACUCCUAUGCCAAUCAUUGGAAUGAUGUAUUACUUCCUCUAUCAACAUGUGAAAUGAAAGAUGUUGAUAUUGAAUCACCUCAGUAUAUCACUGAGUUGUAUUAUAGUGAAUAUGAUAGAGAUCGUCGUGUAACUAUCGUUGAGAAUAGCUAUAUGGUGUAUUAUAAGUUUAGAUCGCCAAGAGACUACCCGGAAACACGUUUCGCUUCGCUACUAGAGUAUCGGUCGUACAUCAUGGAUUGGCUGGCACGACCUAGCUAUGAGACACGCCAAAUGAUACGUCGAUACAAACAAGAGUUGUGGGGAGAUCGUUUGAUGCCAGCGGGAUGCGAAGACUGCUGUGUCAGUGUGCAUAUCCGGUGUGGCGACAAGUGGGAUGAGUCUGGCGUUAGCAUGACUCCGUUCGACGACUACUUCAAAGCGAUUCUCGAGGUGACUCGUAACGCCACACGUCUCCACGAUAUCUUUCUGAUGACCGAUAACAGCACGGUGAUAGAGAUGCUCGAGCGACGAUCGCAAGCGUUAAAACUCAACCUGAAUAUCAGAUACAUCAAGGAGAUAGUGAGGUAUUCCGAUCGAGUACUGGAGGUCGCCAAGGAGCUAGAAACCGGAAGAAUACCAUCCAAUUUGAAAUCUACUUACGGUGCACAGCUAUUUUCCGAGGUGCACAUUGCCAGUGAAUGUAAAUUCUUCAUUGGAACGCAAUCGUCAAACAUCGGUAGAACCAUCACUGAGUUAAUGGCUGCUAAAAACUAUAAUUCCUUUGUCAGUUGGAUGAGUGUAGAUAAUAGUCCAUGGGUUGCAAAUCCCUAA